AGACCACCGACCACCUCCAGGGCUGCAGAGAGGGUACACUGAAAUUGAGCCAACAGGUGUCAAGUGCCCUUACGGAGUAGGAGCUCCGAGACCAAGUCCCCUGAGCUCUGUCGCAUCUAUUGGAGACCCAGGUUCCCCGCCUAGCCACACAGUCUGGCCUUCCCGGAACCCACCCAUGCGCGUGUCGGGGGCAGCUUCACCAGCCCGAACGAACCAGCGCGGAGGGGCACGUCAGCCUGGGUUCCUGCCCUAACUCCGGCAGGUUCUGUUGCAAUGACUUGCAGUUAAGUCACUUCCCUCUGUCGCAGCUGUGAACCUGCUCAUCGGGGCCUGCUCACCUCCACCCUGAGGACCUGCUGUGGGCCUCCUGGCGUAGUUCUGAGCCUGAUAUCCCCUGGAGCUUCAUGUGUCCCUUAGCGAUUCCCCAGAGUGGAAGCGCCAGGGCCAGCUGACAAGGAGAAACAACUGUGGGGUGCCCCUCCCUUGAGACCACUGUGUCUGGUCCCCUCCGAGACCCGGGUCCCCAGGCCUGCCUCGCUAGGUCCCGUGUCUGUUGGGCAAUAGAACCCGGGCCCAGCUCCGGCAACCUAACCUGCCGGAGCAGGGAGGACAGGGGCAGGGGCGCCUCUUGGCCCAGAGCAGAGCUCAAGUGACCCAAGUGGGCGGAGCAGGGAGGACCGGGGCAGGGGUGCCUCCUGGGAGGAGGGACCGACCCGAGUGACCAGGGCAGCGUGAGCGGCCCCUUUGCUAGCCGGCUCCGCACCUGCGCCCCGCCCUCGACGUGUUUUGGGGGCGGGGCGAGGCGGGCCGAACCGGUCGAGCUGCGAAAGGAGGGGCGGUGGCCACUCGGGGCGGGCUCCGCCGGCAGGCCUCGGCGGGUGUCUGGCCCUUUAAGGGCCGCCCCCGAGGAGGUGCCAGGCCCUGGUGGCUCCGGACUUUCCUUCCUGGUCCUGUGGGGCAGGGACUGUCCGUGGGGCUGAGGGAGGGCGCGGCGCCCGGUGCCGGCCCAGGUGUCCCCGGCCUGGCCUCAUGGCCCUGGUCACAGUAAGCCGCUCGCCUCCGGCCAGCGGCCACUCCACGCCUGUGGGGCCCACGCAGGACCAGGCCUCCCAGCGCAGAAGCCGGCUCCAACGAAGGCAGAGCUUUGCAGUACUCCGUGGGGCUGUCCUGGGACUACAGGACGGAGGAGAUGGUGAGGACGCAGCCCAGGCCAGCCCUGAGCCAGUGGAGGAACCCCCGAGUGACGAGCAGCCCCGCGGGGACCAGACAGAUGACGGCCGUGGGCCCCCGAGUCCCGGGAAGCAGGAGCAGAGUCAGCACCUGCAUCUCAUGGUGGAGCUGCUGAGGCCGCAGGACGACAUCCGCCUGGCAGCCCAGCUGGAGGCCGCCCGGCCUCCCCGGCUCCGCUACCUCCUGGUAGUUUCCACAAGAGAACGUCUGAGCCAGGAUGAGACCAUCCUUCUGGGGGUGGACUUUCCUGACAGCAGCUCCCCCAGCUGCACCCUAGGCCUGGUCCUGCCGCUCUGGAGUGACACCCAGGUGUACCUGGAUGGAGAUGGGGGCUUCAGCGUGACAUCUGGUGGGCAGAGUCGAAUCUUCAAGCCAAUCUCCAUCCAGACCAUGUGGGCCACGCUCCAGGUGUUGCACCAGGCCUGUGAGGCGGCUCUAGGUAGUGGUCUUGUGCCAGGGGGCAGUGCCCUCACCUGGGCCAGCCACUACCAGGACAGACUGAGCUCUGACCAGGGCUGCCUCAACGAGUGGAUGGCCAUGGCCGACCUGGAGUCUCUGCGGCCUCCAAGCCUGGAGGCCGGCCGGCCCUCAGAACAGGAGCAGAUGGAGCAGGCGAUCCGGGCUGAGCUGUGGGAGGUGCUGGAGUCCAGUGACCUGGAGAGCAUCACUUCCAAAGAGAUCCGCCAGGCCCUGGAGCUGCGCCUGGGACGCCCUCUCCAGCAGUACCGCGACUUCAUCGACAACCAGAUGCUGCUGCUCAUGGCCCAGCAAGACCGGGCCACCCGCAUCUUCCCCCACCUCUACCUGGGCUCCGAGUGGAACGCGGCGAACCUGGAGGAGCUGCAGAGGAACAGGGUGAGCCACAUCCUGAACAUGGCCCGGGAGAUCGACAACUUCUACCCCGAGCGCUUCACCUACCACAACGUGCGCCUCUGGGAUGAAGAGUCGGCCCAGCUGCUGCCCCACUGGAAGGAGACGCACCGCUUCGUGGAGGCCGCGAGGGCGCAGGGCACCCGGGUGCUGGUGCACUGCAAGAUGGGCGUCAGCCGCUCGGCCGCCACGGUGGUGGCUUAUGCCAUGAAGCAGUACGGCUGGAGCCUGGAGCAGGCUCUGCGCCACGUGCAGGAGCUCCGGCCCAUCGCCCGCCCCAACCCCGGCUUCCUGCGCCAGCUGCAGACCUACCAGGGCAUCCUGACCGCCAGCCGGCAGAGCCAUGUCUGGGAGCAGAAAGCGGGCGGGGCCUCCCCGGAGGAGCCGCUGGCCCCCGAGAUCUCGACACCCCUCCCGCCUCUUCCGCCAGAACCAGAGGGCAGUGGGGAGGUGAAGGUUGUGGGGCCGGAAGAGAGCCAGGCAGCCCCAAAGGAAGAGCCGGGGCCGCGGCCCCGAAUCAACCUCCGUGGGGUUAUGAGGUCCAUCAGCCUCCUGGAGCCCCCCUCGGAGCUGGAAGGCACCUCAGGGGCCGGUGACCUCCCAGAGGUUUUCUCUUCAAAAGAGUCUUCGGAUGAAGACUCUCCACAGCCCUUCUCUCAGCUCUCAGGCGCCCCCGGAGGCAGACGGGUCCGCAAGGGGUCCUGGCCGGCCCUGCAGUCCCGCCAGUCCGUGGUCGCCCUCAACAGCGCUGCCCUCGUGGCCAGCCGGACCCAGGCCUUCCAGGAGCAGGGCGAGGCUGGCUGUGCCUCGGUGCGCAGGCACCAGAAGGUGGUGAGGCAGGCGAGUGUGGACGGCAGCGAGGAGGAGGAGGAGGAGGAGGAGGAGGGCGAGGCCCUCGCACACGCCCCAUAGACACAGACAGAGGUGCCCAAACACAGCUCCUGGGACGGGCACCCCUCCACGCCGUCAGCCUGUCCACACUCCUCUUAGCUCCUCCCAGGACGCCCCACGCUCCCGUCUCUGCAGCAUCGGCACCUACAGCCUUAAGUCUCAGACUCAUGUCCCCUGUCCAAGGGCUCACAUUUUCUCUACUUUUGGGGAUGUGGCAGAGAUUGAAGGUGCCUUUGGGGGCAACGACCAGCUUCCUGCCCACUGCGGCCUGAAGCACUUCCUCGCAGCCACGGAACACAGCACAGGGUUCCCUAGUGUGGACAGGCUCGGGCGCCCUCCCUCCCCCAGUCCUCUGCCUCAUCCCCCCAUUUCAUUCCUGGGGCCUCGAAGGCCAGAGAACCAGAGGCCCCCAAAGGCCAAGAGUAACCUCAGUCCUCAGUCCCCAGGCCCCUCUGAUGGGGCUGGCAGGUCGGCCCCCCCACACGCCCUCUAAGCAGCCUGAGUCUUCGACUGCUGCCCCCAGCACCCCCGCCGGCACUGCACUGGGCCACAGGGCACUACGCCAAAGAGAGUCUUCUUUUUGUGCUUCAUGGCCUCUGGCCAGUUUUUCAGUCUUAAUAGUAUCUGGCUUUGUACUUAGAAAUAAAAAACAUGUUCAUCUUAUUGUCAAUUUUAUGAUAAA
Molecule: messenger RNA, 3673 nt
Organism: Sus scrofa (pig)
Lineage: Eukaryota; Metazoa; Chordata; Mammalia; Artiodactyla; Suidae
Gene: SSH3
Product: slingshot protein phosphatase 3
Biological process (GO): negative regulation of actin filament polymerization; protein dephosphorylation
Molecular function (GO): phosphatase activity; actin binding
Source: RefSeq, a predicted model, not a curated record